Parathielavia appendiculata is the source of this 1038-nucleotide messenger RNA. RefSeq lists its product as uncharacterized. Lineage: Eukaryota; Fungi; Ascomycota; Sordariomycetes; Sordariales; Chaetomiaceae. Gene Ontology annotation, cellular component: Swr1 complex. Gene Ontology annotation, molecular function: nucleosome binding. Gene Ontology annotation, biological process: chromatin remodeling. The transcript has 2 exons. The record is from RefSeq and is a predicted model, not a curated record. The coding region runs from base 1 to 1038 and encodes 345 amino acids.
AUGAAUAACUUUGGAGUCAUCGAGAUCGCCAGCACCACAACCAAAAACACUCCAGGAUGGGCCUACGUACCGGACACAGGGCCCACGCUGUCAGCAGCGCUGCAGCCUACAAACCGAAAACGCGCCGCGCGCAAUCUGCCAGCUCUCAGCUUGUCUGAUCUUUCAGCACGCGAGGAGACGAGGAUACGGAAAGAUCUGGAAGCUCUUGACCGUGACAACCACCGUGAUGUUCAUAUCCCAAUUCCCCCGCGGCCGGGAGGCAGCAGAGCCCAGAACAAGCACACCCCAAACGUGCGCAGGAUCCUACAGUCGCAAAAGACCUUCGCCAACCAUCUCGAUGACUACCAAGCCAUGCUCGCAUUGGCGGAGAGCAACCCCACCGCUGCAGCCGCCAUGACCGCGACUCAGACGAAACCGUCCACCCCGACAGUUGCUGCCUCGAAGAGCGCGUCCCCAGCACCCACAGCAGCUCCCGCCGCGGCGGGGAGCAAACGGUCAGCAGCAGCUGCGAAACGAGCUGCGGCAAGGGAAAAGGAGGAACAGGAAAAGAAGAAGGCGCGGCAAACACCCAAGCAAGAGCCCGAGCCAGAACCCGAGCCCGAGCCCAAACCGCAACAACCCCAGCAAGACACCGACGUCGAAAUGUCCGAUGCACCCUCAACCAGCCAACCCGCCCCGACCUCCGAGGAGACCCCCCAAAACUCACAGACCUACCCCCGCGAGAGCCUCAUCCUCCCCCCCUACGCCAAGCCGCCACCACAGCCACACCCCGGAGACGCCGACCCACUGCUGGUCUCAUACGUCCCGCCCUUUCCCUCGGACGAUGAGCUCAGGGCGCUCAUGACGGCGCCGCCGCUGAGUUAUCUCGAGGCUCGUGCCACAUGGAGCGAGGACGAGCGGCGCUACCCCGUGCGCGUCUUCUGCACCGUGUGCGGGUACUGGGGCCGGGUCAAGUGCAUGAAGUGUGGCACGCGCGUGUGCGCGCUCGAUUGUCUCGAGACGCACCGUGAGGAGUGUGUGACGAGGUAUGGGCUGUAA